Messenger RNA from Oreochromis aureus, 2072 nucleotides. RefSeq lists its product as uncharacterized. The transcript is spliced from 8 exons. Lineage: Eukaryota; Metazoa; Chordata; Actinopteri; Cichliformes; Cichlidae. Bases 1 to 1536 code for a protein of 511 amino acids. The record is from RefSeq and is a predicted model, not a curated record.
AUGCAAACAUUUACUGCUGCAGAGAACCUGCUGACAAAUCAGACUGCGCCAAAGGGAAUUUCUCUCAGUGUUGCAGAGCUGCAGGUAAAGGUGAUUCCUGCCACAGAGGGACAGACAGUAACACUGAUGUGCAGCAGCAGCUGUCCUCUGACUGAAAAGCCUGCAGCCUACAUCUGGUACAAGAACAGAGAGUUUCUCUAUGAGGACUGGUCUCCCUGGUACCAAGAGCUGCUCAGCAGUGAGGAAGCAGUCACAUACUCCUGUGCUGUCAAAGGCUACGAGGAUCUCAGAGCCCCUGAAGUCUCUGUGGAUUCCAUCACAUCAACAUGCUUCAAUGUGACUUACACUAAAAGCGAAAUGUGUCCUUAUCAGCAGGGAUCAGAACAUGAGCCUUGUUCCAUCACAUUUCCCAGAGUGGUACAUGUUGUAAGGACACCUGGGAACACACUGACCUGUAGCACCUCAUGUCCUCUGAUCGGCCCUCAAACUGUCUAUGUGUGGUAUGAAAAUGGAAAACUUUGUAGGGAAAAUAUAAGGAGCAUUUCAACUCCAAGUUCUGUGAAAAACAACUUUUACUGUGUAAUUAAAGGUCACGAGCAUCUUCAAUCUGAUAAAGUCUGUGUUCAGGAUAAAAACUGCUGGAGAGUGAAUUAUGUCAGCAGGAGAAUCUGUGCUCUGGAAGGAUCUUCAGUCAGCAUUAUUAGUAAAUACUCACAUCCUGAUAACAUGAAACCAGAGUUUAAAUGUUGGAAUAAAAAAUGGAGAACAGGUGAUAAGGAACUUGAAAAACCGAUUGAGCCUUCAGGUCGUGUGGAGUAUCACGACAACGUGAAGAACCAACACAUCCUGACCAUCAAAAACCUGACGAAGAAUGACUCAGGAGAAUACACAUUCAUCCUGAGACGACAUGAUAAAGAAAUGAAACUGCCUGGAGUCUUUUUGAUUGUCACAGAGCUGAGAGUGAAGAUGAGUCCUUCUGCAGUGGUGACAGAGGGUCAGAGAGUCACACUGACCUGCAGUACCAGCUGUCCUCUGACUGACAACACAAACUACAUUUGGUACUUGAACAGUCAACCUCUGAACAUGACAGAGACACACAACAAACAUCUGAUCCUAGACGCAGUCAGCAGGGAGAAUAUAAGAAAUUAUUCCUGUGGUGUUAAAACCAACAAGGAUAACACCACAGCUCAGUGGCUACCAGCAGCUGCAGGAGGUUUUGCAGCUCUCCUGUUAAUAAUAAUAAUACUUCUCACUGUGUUCUGCUGCCAGAGUAAAAAGAAGGCUUCCAGUCAUUCUCCAAAGAGUGAAAUAUCAGACAACAAACAGCAGGUCAACCAUAAUCCCAUAUAUGAAAACUUCUCAGCUCACUACAGCAGAAUGCCUGUCAAUACACACCAACAAGCUCAUCUCUAUUCCAAUCAAGGUGAACUUGACUCCAAUCAAGGUGACCUCUACUCCAGUGAAGGUGAAGUCUAUCCCAAUCAAGCUGAACUCUAUUCCAAUACAGCUGAUCUAUACUCUAACAUCCAAUAUUGAGUCACUGCCUUUUAAACAGAAAAAAUCUCAAAAAAGCACCACAGCUGUUGUGUACAGAGUGUGAAACAAUCACACUCUAAAAUGGCACAUAGUAUACAGUAGAAAUGAGUAAAAAGUAGAAAUGCUUGUGGUUUUCAAUUUAAAGAUGUUUGAUGAUGAAAUGCAUGUGUUGCGUGCAAAGUAUAAGACAAUGUAAAAAUGUUAUUGCUAACUUUGUAUAACAUUCAAACUGUCCUACUUGUGAGCUUUGUGUUGUUGCUUUCUGCAUGGUUUAGAGCUUUCAAACUGAACAGUUAAAACUUUAAGUCAUCAUUUCUUUUUUUUCCUGAACCAUAAAUGAACCACUAACGGAUUAACAUAAAUCAAUAACCUUCAUGAGUAUUAAUAAAUAUUAAAAAAAGCUAAAGCGCUGUAGUAGUUUAAUUCUUUCAGCUACAACUAGUGUGAAGAUUUAUCUGAAUAAUCAUUUGUUUCUUAUUUCUUCAGCUUUUUCUGUAAGAUUCUUGAAUGUUUGAUGUUUGAAUAAACCAUUUUUC